Messenger RNA from Caenorhabditis sp. 36 PRJEB53466, 3282 nucleotides. NCBI's taxonomy places the organism in Eukaryota, Metazoa, Nematoda, Chromadorea, Rhabditida, Rhabditidae. The record is from the annotation of a GenBank genome assembly.
AUGACGACAGAGACGUGCAGUCUUUUGUCGGCCGGACAGUCCGAAUACGGCGCCGCGCCGUCGAUGAUGUCGGCGUUGGAAUCCGUGGAUCCGGUCACGAUUACCUGGCAUAACAUCUCGUAUAAAGCACUGAAAAGUGAAGAAGAAUCGAUAGAAUUUCAGAAUUCACGCCGAAAAAUCGAAUAAACCGAUUUUGAAGGGAGUUUCCGGAAUCGCAAGGCCCGGACAGCUUUUGGCCUUGAUGGGCGCCAGGUAAAUCAUUUUUGAAGUCCUACAAAUCUUUAAAAAAAUUGUAUUUGCCAAAGCUAGAUUUCCUACCUAAUUUCUUCAAAAUUUGCAGCGGUGCCGGCAAAACGACCCUCCUGAAUAUGUUGCUCUCCAGAAACCUAAAAGGGCUCGAAACUGCCGGAAGUGUGAAAGUGAACGGCCACGAGGUACGUUUUCUGUCCAAUUUUUUGGAAAAAAGCGCGGAAAAGUCGUUUCAGAUGGGCCGCGGAAUCACUACGAUUUCCGGAUAUGCUCAGCAGGACGAGCUGUUCGUCGGAACGCUCACCGUCAAGGAAUAUCUCGAUAUUCAGGUGAGAAGAUCAGGGGAAAAAUGCUCAUUCCGAUGAUAUUAUAGUAAAAACAAAGAAAACUAAUUUUUCCUUGAUUUAACGCUUUUCAAAUUUUUAAAUGUUCUUCUAAAUUUUUGAUGAAACAGCAUUUUUCCCACAAAUUUCACAGCUGACGUUUUUCGGUCUAAAUUAUUUUGAAAACAUUCCGUCGGACAGCAUCAUUUUUCCUGAAUUUCAGGCGAAAUUGCGAGUGAACGGAGACGCAGAGAAACGAAGACGUCGAGUCGGAAAUGUGAUGGCCCAAUUGGGACUUUACAAGUGUCAGCACACGAGAAUCGGAUCGAUCGGCGGGCAAAAAGGCAUUUCAGGUGGGGGGAAAUUCGGAUGGAAAAUGUACCGAUAAUCUGUGUUUAGGCGGUGAGAUGCGUCGUCUGACGUUCGCGUGCGAGCUGCUCUCCAAUCCGUCGGUCCUUUUCUGCGACGAGCCCACAACCGGUCUGGACUCGUUCAUGGCCGAAUCCGUCGUCCAAGUGCUCUCGAAUCUGGCAAAAUCCGGCCGCACGGUCAUUUGCACCAUCCAUCAGCCGUCCUCUCAGCUCUAUUUGAUGUUCGACAGAGUCAUGUUCAUGGCCGGCGGAAAGACCGCCUUUCUGGGGGCCCCCCGUGAGGCCAUUCAGGUUCUUUUCUCGGUAGAAUUCUAUUUCAGUUGGCUUCCUUUUUGCAGUUCUUCGAAGAUUCGGGCUUCUCGUGUCCGCGCAACUUCAAUCCGGCCGAUCUGAUCAUUCACACGCUGGCGGUGAUGCCAAACGAGGAGGAAGUGUGCAGGCAGAGAAUCGAAGUCAUCUGCUCGAAAUUCGAGAAUAGGUACGCGCUGUUUCGCUGCGAAAUCUAGCUUUUAUCGAUCAUCUACAAGGUAUUCUUUUUGCUACAAAUGCCAUCGAAAAUUGCAGUUCGUACGGCCGAACACUCAAAUUCGGACUGGACAAGACGGAGGCGGGCCAGAAGCCGUCGGAACGUCGGAAGACGGGAAUAUGCACUCAAAUCGGCGCGCUUCUCGAGCGGGCGAUGAUCGACACGUGGCGGAAUCCGUCGCUGACCAGGGCCAAAGUCAUUCAGAAGACCAUCAUGGGCGUCUUCAUCGGUUUACUCUAUCUUCAGGUACCGAAAAAGUGUAUUUCUUGCAAUUUUGCUACUAUGAAAGAGCUCAUCAAAAGGGAAAAUUUGCAGAGUCCACUAACUUCUAUCGGAAUUUCCAAUUUGAACGGAGCGCUUUUUUAUCUCGUCUGCGAACUCACCUAUUCCACUAUUUUCGGUUCGUUUAUUUUUGUUAUCGUAAUUUCUAUCGUAAUUUAUCAACGAACGCGCAUCAAGUCUAUAUUAGGCAGCCUAAUUUACAAUUUUUCUGAAACUUCAAACAUUUUCGGCGUUUUCCUCGAAAAUGAUCCAAUUGUGUGCAGGAAUCCUGAACUUUCUGCCGACGGACUUUCCACUCGUCUCGCGGGAAUACCACGACGGUCUCUACUCUGUUUUCUCGUAUUACGUCGCCCGCUGCCUCUCCUACCUGCCUCUCUUCACCGCCGACGGACUCGUCAUGCUGCUCGUCUCCUACUGGCUCGUCGGAUUCUCCAACUCACUCACGCAGGUACUCCUCCUCCCUUUUAAUCCGUUCUUUUCAGACAUUCUCUCAAAAAGCUGUCCUGUGGUUUUGGAUCGGACCCAGAAAUUGUUUCUCCAGUUUCAGCUCUAUAGGAUAAUCUGAUCUGACCGAUGUUUCAGUCCAUCGCUAGACGAGAUGAUUCAUUUGAGCCCGAAAUUGUCCUGGAGACACUUCACACCAACGGCAAUGCCCAAACAGUUUUUGGGUCCGAUCGGUCAACUGGAAGUGGGCAAAAAAGACAGACAGGCAUAAUUUAGUUGUUCUCAAUAAUGCACAAUAUUCGCAAAAAAAUGUAUAAAUUCGUUGAAACUGCAAAUAAAUGUUUUCAGGUGCUCUUCGCGUGUCUCAUCGCGUUCCUCAUCGAACAAUCGUCUUCUGCGUGCGGAAUCAUGAUCUCCUGUGUCGCUCCGUCACUUCCGGUUGGUUUUUCAGAGAAAAAUAUCAUUUUUCGUGACACUUUAAGAAAAAUCAAUGUCUAGAUGAUUUUGGAUGAAAAACUUGCAAAACGCUUUUUUGUUUGAAUUCUUCAAUCAUUUGAAUGAAUAUUUUUCCAAUCAGAUCGCCAUGUCGACGGCGGGUCCGAUGCUCACACUGCUCUCGCUAACCGGAGGUCUCUACGCGAACGUCGGAGCACUUCCCUCUUAUAUUUCGUGGAUUCAGUACCUCUCCUGGUUCAGGUACCUUCUUUUCCUCUUCAAAAACUGCUUUUAGUGAAAAGUUUAUGAAAACUGGAGUUUUUUUCGAAUUAAAUAAAUACUAAAUGCGUUUUUGCAGAUACGGCUUCGAGGCGUUCGCCAUCAAUCAGUGGAGCAGUGUAAAUGAGCCAAAUACGACCAUUUGGACUGAUGAGGUUAGAGAGCGUUCCCCGAAAGAAGCGACGAGAAACCGCAAAAAUUUUGACCUGAAAAAACCGCAAUACAUUUGCAGAAGCGUGAUUCGGUGCUGUCGAAAUUGUCGUUCCGCGCCGAAAUGUUCUAUCCGGAUCUGGCGAUAAUGUCGGCGUUCAUCGUCGGAUUCUACACGAUCGGAUACAUUGGACUGGCCUAUCGCGUCAGCAAAGCACGCUGA